GUAUCCUUGAGGGGAAAAGGUCCAAGUUGAUAUGAAUUACAUCUGGGCUGCCCACUUUGCUUUGGCUUCAUCCACAUUCCUUGGCACUAUUCCCUGUGUCUAAGAGCCCAGGGCUAGAAUAUGUGUUCACAAGAAUGUUCCCAAAUUGGUAUUUGAUUCCCACUAUGAAAAUGUUCAUCACCUUUACCCUAAAGGCUGCCUGUUCCUGUUUCUUGGGCAAACCAAUGCCAGAACCAUUCUCUUCUUCAGACAGUCUUCUCUAAAAGUGGGGAAGAAUGGACUAGAAUAAGCUUUAAAGAAGAUAAACUUGGAAGAAUAGGUGACCAGAAAAAAGUAAAGGGUGGAAAAAAACUAAUUCAGAUCUGAAUCACACUUCUUUUAAUCUCAUUUCUCUGUUUGAAAAUAUCACUUCUGUUCCUUGUGAUGGCAGGUUCCCUGAAAAAGCAAUAAUGGAACUUCCCUAUGCUGCAAUGCUUAGUAGACAGCCAGUAUUGGAAGUGAAAGUUACUCCUAUGCUCUUCCCUUUGCAUUGCACAGACGAUUUCCUUCCUCCAAAAGUUUCGUUUUUCUUGCUUCUUGCAACAGACGAGUUCUCAGUUCUUUCUUUGCUAAGAAGGUUGGAAGGUUAUUUCUAAGGCAACUCCUUUUGAUAGCAAGUUGUAAUCUGAUCAGGAACCUGGAAAAAGAAUGGCUACCCAGGAGACUUCUGAAGAAGGACCUGGCAGUGACAUUUUUGAGCUGGAUCCUGCUUACCUAAAAGCUUCUAAUCUGAAUCUGAAUUUUGAUUUUCACAUGAUGGCAGAAGAAAUGGAAGAGGAAUACCGGAAAAUCCGCAAGCAACUUCAGAGAGGGUUUAAUUCCACAAUGAGAAGUGAAGCCAAAAGGCUAAAAACCUUCUUGUCUACACCACCUGAUAAUUUCAAUUCAACUUGGGCUCCCUCUGAGAUGGCUACAAAUGGCUUCUAUCACACUGGUGUUAAGACUGCAAUACAGUGUUUUUGCUGUGGGUUAGUUUUGCUUGCAAGGAGCUUCAGAAGGUCUCCUCAUGAAAGCCACAAGAAAUAUUCGCCCCACUGUGAAUUUAUUUUAGGGAAGGAAGUUGGCAACAUCCCCAAGUUUGAGGUGCGUGUUCAGAAUCCAGAAAAUAGUCCCUCAGAAGUCACAAAGGGAUACAAAGAGGUGGAGAAAAGACUUGACUCCUUCACUGGUUGGCCAUUCUAUGUCGGAGAGGUCCAGCCCGCUUUGCUAGCCGACGCUGGAUUUUUCUUCACAGGUAUAAAAGACACAGUUCAAUGCUUUGCCUGUGCUGGAAGUUUGGGAAAUUGGGAAGAAGGCGAUGAUCCUUGGAAAGAACAUGCAAAAUGGUUUCCUAAAUGUGAAUUUCUUCAACAGAAGAAGUCCAGUGAUGAAAUUAAAGAGUAUAUUCAAAAUUAUUGUGGAUUUGUUGGUGUUACGGGAAAGCACUUCGCAGGAUCGUUUCUGAAGAGACUGUCCUCAAAUGCAGGGGCUUCAGAACCUAACUUAAACAUCUAUGAAGAAGAAGGUCUCCGUAUGGAAUCUUUUGAAACUUGGCCACAAGAAGCACAUGCUGACCCCACUACUCUAGCCAAAUUUGGAUUUUUCUACACAGGGGAGAAGGACAUUGUGCAGUGCUUUUCUUGUGGUGGGCGCUUAGUGAACUGGGAAGAAACUGAUGAUCCUUGGACAGAACAUGCUAAAGUUUUCCCUCAUUGUAAGCUAUCAGAUCCAGACUGGAAAACCUCACUUGAGAAGCCUAAAAGGCAAACAGAGGCUGAUUCAUGGCAUGAAAAGCAAGCAGACUGCACAAGCUAUUUGGGAGAGAGAGAAUCUCUCAAUUCUGCAAUGGCUUUUGUGGCUUUUGAUGAGCAUGAAGAGCUUCAGAAAAAGCUCAGAGGAGCAUAUGAUGAUAUCAAGUUCAGGAAAAUGUUUUCAUUUGGGAACUCCAGCCAGUUUGCUAUUGAUUUAAAAUUGCUCUUUGGGGACCUCAGCAUUACCUCCAAGAACAUCAACAACCUGCCGUUGCAGCUGCUCGUGCUGCCAGAGGUCUUUGAAACCUUUCAUUCCAUUACAGUUUUAGAAGGGGAAGCAGGCAGUGGAAAGACUGCAUUGCUUCGGAAGACAGCCAUACUUUGGGCAUCCGGAUGCUGCCCCAUAGUCAGCAGAUUUAAGUUUGUUUUUUAUCUGUCCUUGAGUUGCAGAGAACGUGAUCAGAGCCUGGCAGAACUUAUCUGCAAUCAGGUGGUGGGGCUAAAAGGAUUGUUAACAGAAGAUUCCCUAAAGAACAUUUGCCAACAGUUAACUAAUGAAGUCUUGUUCCUCUUGGAUGAUUAUGAUGAAAUGAAUGCAGCCCCUCGUGUCAUCCAAGACCUUAUUCUAAAGAACUAUUUGAACAAGCACUGUUUAGUUAUUGCGGUUCGUACUAACAGAGUUGGAGAAAUCCGCCAAUAUGCCAGUGCAAUUCUCAGUAUUGAAGAAUUUCCACUCACCAGCACUCUCUUUCUGUUAAGAAAACUAUUUUCUCAAAACGCUGCCUUUUUAGAACGAGUCCUUGUUCAGUUGUCAUCAGACAGUACAAUGCAUUCCAUCUUAAAGACUCCCCUCUUUGCUGUUGCUCUUGCCAAAUAUUGGACUCAAUCUCCUAAUGGCAGUAUGACCAUAGAUACAAUAAUUUUAAAAGCCUACGUACUGUACAGUUCACUGAAAUAUCCACAGAAAAGUGAUCAUUUCAAAACUGUAUUAUCAGCUUGUGGUGAACUAGCCUUACAAGGGCUCUUCAAAUCCUGCUUUGAAUUCAGCAAGGAAGACCUGUCUGAAGUUGGGGUUAAUGGAGACGAUGCUCUUUGGUUUGGUCUACUGAGCAAGUUCACUGCCCAAAGGCUUUGGCCACUCUACAAAUUCUUUCACCUUUCAUUCCAAGAAUUUCUUGCAGGUCUAAGGAUGAGUGAGCUCCUGGGUUCAGAUGUGCAAGAAGAUGUGGAGAAAGGGCUGCAGUAUUUGCAGCAAAUCAACACAUUUGUGAAGAUCACUGGCCGCUACCAGUAUGUUUUGAGAUAUGCUUGCAGUUCUCCUGUCAAAGCAGUACUCAAAAUAAUUUCCCACUUGCUCAGUUUACUCAGUGGGAAGGAGUCAUGUGAAUGGUGCUCAGAAAAUGAUGCUUAUUUACAGCAGGCUUCAGCACUUCAGCUCAUGCAGCAGCAACUUGCAAUUGCUUAUUUUAGUUUGUACCCAAAGCAGUAUCAUAUACAAUUCACUGAAAUCUUACUUAAACUUGCAACUGAGCUGGCUUAUCAAAGCGAUAUGGUUUCUGCAUGUGCUCCUAUGCUUUUACAGUUCCUCAGUGGAAAAGAACUUUAUUUAGAUCUGUUUGAUUCAGACAAAAAAUUCAUACAUCGCUUUUUUCUGGAUUAUCCAGAAAGUUUAUACUUACCAAGCAGAUUCAAGAAAAUUAUUUUUGGCAAAGAGGAACAUUCUGAUCUGUCUAUACCUGAAACAAGUUAUUCCAAGCUGGGGGUUCCAGUUGUGAACAAAGAACAUGCUUCUGCAUUUAAACACAUGAAUGACUUUAUCCAGAAAAGAAAUGAACAUGUGGAUUUGUGCAAUAGCGUUAGGGGACUUUACUUGAGACAUCUCCCGGACCCUUUAAUAGCGCCUUUUCUCCAACGGAAAUACCAUAAGAAGGUCCCACAUUUGACAUUUAAAGCAGUGUGUGUACAUUCUUUCCCUCCUCAGGACCUUCAGAAUUUAACAGCACUGUUCUCUGCUUUUGAUCAUAUCAAACUCAACCUUCAUCACUGCGGCAGUCUGAUUGAAAGUAUCAAACCAGCUAUUGAGCAGAACUUGGGCUCUUUUAGAAUUUGCAGUAUAAGCAGUACUGAUUUAAGUGCAGUGGAAGAGAACCUACUUCUUUCACUGUCUUCACUUGAGUCACUUAAAGUCAAGGGGAAGAUGCUGAUACCAGAAACCCUCUUUGUAAAUUUGGACAAAUAUGCAUUCUUGAAGGAACUGAUAGUGGAUCUAUGUGAUGCUCAAUUUAUAUUUGACAUAAUCCCAGAAGACUUCAAAAAUCUUCACAAAAUAGAGAAAUUGCUAAUCUACAAUGUUCAAUUUAAAAGCAGUUGUCCCAGACUAGUUGAAUUUAUACAGAACUUUCAGAAUCUCUCAGUUUUUCAUCUAAAAAAUUCAGACUUUUCUGCUUUGGGGGCUCUUAUGGAAGCAUUGUCCUCUUGCAAGAUGCUAACAGAAAUACAACUCACUGGAUUGCCGUUUGGGGAUGAAGACCUGUUUUCCCUUGCUGCUGCUUUGCCAAAUCUUACUGGGCUAAAGGUCCUGGAUCUUGAAAGAUUAAAUUUCAUUAACAAGGAAGCCUGUAUAGCAUUUGCAGAGGCUUUGAAUUCUCUUGUGAAUUUGGAGGAGCUUUCUCUAACUAUUGGGGAAGGAAUAAGUCAUAAAUCUAAACUGAUUGUUCAGCAAUGCUCCCAUUUUCCAAACCUUCGAAAGUUGGAGCUCAAUGAGUGUUUAAAUGAUGAGGCUCUGCUGGAAAUAGCAAAAAUAGCAGAUGAUGGAGGUUUCCAAAACCUUGAAUUCCUGCUCCUCCGGACAAAUCACAACAUUACAGAAGAAGCUUGGAGAAAUUUCUUUCAAAUACUGUCUAAUAUGCCGAAGUUGCACAAGGUGGACUUCUUUCGCAUUUUCACCCAUCAAAUCAAAUGUCAAGCAGCAACUGUGAAGUCUUUUGUCCAGUGUGUCUCCAGACUGCCCAGCCUCAGCAUAAUUAGCAUGAUAGGCUGGUUGUUUGAUGAGGAAGACCUAAAAAUGUUUGAUAUCAUGAAGAAACAUCAUCCCCAGUCAAAUAGAUUAGAACUGACGUGGAAAUGGACGUGGCCAGUUUCACCAAUUAUAAAUGAAUAGAAAAGUAAUGGGUUUAACUAUGUAAACAUUAGUUAAAAUAUUCAAUUAUUGGAAUUGCCAGUUUAUGGACUCCUUUUGCAGAGCAAAUCCACAUAAUUAUCAUGAUGGAGGCAUUGUUUUCCUGUGCUUCCCACUGCAUUUUUUUUUUUUUAGAAAAUAUGACUUUUUGAAGAAAAGCAGAACAGUAAUUGUUAGAGCAAUAAUGCAAUUAUUAGAGGUGUGGACACUUUUUACUGCUAUACCACCAUCUUUCCAAGAGGUGUGGUUUCUUCAUGUCUAACGUAAUGGGCAGGUGAGCCUAUCACUGUUUAUCACUCCUUACUAUAGACUUCUAGUGAAUGCCUUUUGCUUAACUAUCUUAUCUAUUUUAAUUAUGGCAAGCAUGUUUUUGUUGCUCUAUUUUUAAAAUUCAAAUCUCUGCAUGCUUAAAUGGAAGAAAAUUCUAAUACUAAAUAAAUCAUUUAAAGUAUCUGUCUUUCCAUUUCACUGCCAUUUUAGAAGUAUUUCGCAUCCACCCUGAAAUGAAGCACUUCUGUUCCAUAGCAAACAUUAAACUUAGGGAGGGGGAGGGCUUUAUAUUUCAUGCACAAUGAUGUAGUAAUACAUAUGAAUGAAGGAGCACUUCAGUGCAAAUUAAAGAUUAUAUAUUUUUAAGAUUGUGAUUUUUCUUUUUAAAUCACUGCCUGGGUCAA
Messenger RNA from Varanus komodoensis (Komodo dragon), 5621 nucleotides. RefSeq names its product NLR family apoptosis inhibitory protein (gene NAIP). The record is from RefSeq and is a predicted model, not a curated record. Bases 688 to 4929 code for a protein of 1413 amino acids. Gene Ontology annotation, molecular function: ATP binding; cysteine-type endopeptidase inhibitor activity involved in apoptotic process. Gene Ontology annotation, cellular component: IPAF inflammasome complex. Gene Ontology annotation, biological process: defense response to bacterium; pyroptotic inflammatory response; detection of bacterium. The transcript is spliced from 15 exons. NCBI's taxonomy places the organism in Eukaryota, Metazoa, Chordata, Lepidosauria, Squamata, Varanidae.